GCGGCACAAAUCGUGCUCCGCGAGAGGCUAUUGCGAAACAGGUUUUUUUUUGCAUCUUCAGACACUUCGUUAUAGUAAAGUGCAAUUAUUGUUAAGUGAAAAUCAUUUGUUUACAUACUUAGUUAUCUAAAAAGAUCAGAAUUUAUUUACUACUCGCGCACAAAGUCAACGAGACUUAUUACGCGAGAUUGUGAAAUUGCCUUUUUAUUAUUUCAAAUGUCAAUAUAUCUUGUGUUUAUACUCUGACAAAAAUAUUAAACAAUUAUAACUAAAAUGUUCUCAUAAAUAAUUAUCAUUGUCAUGUAUAUUUGUUGUUAAGGUACUAGAAAUAAAUUUUAGUACAGUUCAAAAUGUCUAGACAUCCAGGGAAUACUGCUUCUGGUUGGUAUAAUGAAUAAAUAACUGUCUGUCUAAAUUGAGUUAAGUAUCAAGUUUACAACUAUGACUAAUACUGACUAUCAGCCUUAGCAAUGUAUUAGAUGGAAAAAAUUCUAUGCGUAUUCGAAAAGUUUUCCUCAACACAUAUAUAUUAUUUGUUAAAACAGCAACUUCACUUUACUCAGCACAACAAAUGUCACUUCGUUGCGUUAACCAAGAUAGUUUUAUUAUUAUAACGCAUAGCUGCGUAAUCUCGACUUUUGUUACGGUAGCAAAUUUUUUUCUUCAGUGGACGUUUAAAUAUUUGAAUAUCGCAUGAGAAUUUGUAUUAUUCAGUUAUUAAUGAAGUCUUAUAUUUACUUAAAUUUGUAAUUUAUCAUAAGUAUUGUUGUGUUCGGUUUGUCGUAUAUACUAAAGAGGCCUCUUUGCCGCGCUCGCUGUAAAGUGUAGCGUUAACAAUUUUAAAGACAGCAACUUCGGCCAACGCCUCGUUGCACAUCGUCAACGUUUUCCGUAAGGAAAAAGUGUAUCCGGCAAAUCUGAAUAUAUACCGCAUAUAUGAGACAUAUAUUCAAUUUCCCGGAUAUAUACUUUUUCCGUACGAGUUCCUCCAAUCAGGGAAUUACACUUGACUGUAUUCUAAAUUCAUCCAAUUACAUUUUCUAAAUUAUUCCCUCCAGAACUGCGAACGGAGGUGAUAAGAACAACGAACACCAAAGUGCGGCAGCCUUUGACGCUUGAGAAGUUAAUGUAACUUUCUUGCUGGCCCGCGUGAUUUCUAAACCGUGUUACGUUUAGGCAACCCUCUUUUUCCGAUUUUCUAUUUCUCUUAAACCGAUUAGUUCAUUUUCAUUAAUAAUAUCUAAAUAGUCAAGUAUACUAUAAAAUCCCAUUUUGCACUCCAGGAGGAUUGGCAAGUUGCUUGUUACCGUAAAAGCUCUAUUCAAAAUUGUCUCUUUUUAAAUUUUAUUUUCUUUUCCAAAAAUCACCACACGGGAAGUACCGCUCGCGUAAAAGUCGAGGAGGCUUCGCCUCGUGUUUUACGCAGCUUCGUGUUUUACUCGGCUUCGCCUCGGAUAACAAUUUCAUCUGAUCUGAGACAUUUCUUACUUUACUGCCCUAGUUAGAUUAAAAUAUCAAAUUUAAGAAUCGACUGGUCGUGCCUUAGAUUGUAACAGGAAUAAGUCCUUGAUAUAAAUAAUGGCAGAAUCAACAUCAUCUGUUGCUCCUGUUGAUCAGGACAUCAACGAACCAAUGUCACCAGAUAUAUUUUCUGAUUGUGAAGCGCAGGAUUCAGGACCACCAGACACGGGUGAAUCCUGUCCGGCUGAAUUGAACGAACCGCAAUGGGCUGAUGACACUCCAGAAUGGAAGGGAGUAAGUAUGGAUGAAAUUUAUAAAGGUCUAGGACCUUUUGGUUAUCAACAGCAGCCUCCGAUCCGUCCAUCUGAACAUCACACAGUAUUAUUCCAAUUGCCAAUUCCUAACAGAGGACAACCAAAACCAUAUCCAUCUCAGCCGGUUGAUAAAUGGUGUACAGAUUAUGUGCGAAUGCCGCACUCUCCUCAAUCUCUUUAUCCCGUAGAAAAAGGUGAUAACAAAUGUGAUUUCCGCGUAAGAUGGGAGGUAAUUCAGGAAGCAUUAUUACAACGUUUGGUAUCUAGUCUACAAUUAGAAGCUGCUAUUUUAUCUUACAAGAGUAAAUACAUCCCAAAAUGGAAUUUUAAUGCCUUACAUUACUUUUUUGAAAACCUGAUGGAUAAAGAAUCUACUGAAAUGUUUUUCGAUAAACUGUUUCCUAAGAUGGUACAACUGGCUCUUCAAUUACCAACACUUAUAAUUGGUCCGAUUCCUCUACUAAAACAGCAUUCAAAUAAUUCAAUCAGUCUUAGUCAACUCCAAGUUGCCUCAUUACUUGCUAAUGCAUUUUUUUGUACAUUUCCAUGUCGUAAUUCAGUAGAGUCCAAUACAGAAUACGCAACUUUUCCGUUUAUUAAUUUCAAUGGAUUAUUCUCAGCUUACCCAGGAGAAAAACUAAGUACCGUAACUGAAAAACUAAAGUGUUUAUUUCAUUAUUUUCAAAGAGUCACAACUUCUGCUCCAGAAGGUACCAUUACAAUUAGAAGGCGUUUUAUUUCAAAAGAUAAUUGUCCAAAAUGGGAUAAAGCAAACUGUCCAUUGCCUUCAUUGCACAUUACUAGUAAAGGGACCAUCGAAACUGACGGGAUUGGACUCCUUCAAGUUGAUUUCGCUAAUAAAUACGUUGGAGGAGGAGUAUUAAAUCGGGGUUGCGUCCAAGAAGAAAUUCGUUUUGUCAUUUGUCCUGAGCUCUUGGUAACUAUGCUGGUAACAGAAGAACUAGAUGAUACUGAAGCGCUGAUUAUCACUGGUGUUGAGAGAUACAGUAAUUACGUAGGAUAUAGUUAUAGUUUUAAAUGGGAUGGUAAUUUUGUUGAUGAAACUCCACGUGACAGCAGUGGAAGACGUCAAACUACAGUUGUUGCCAUAGAUGCGUUAUACUUCACACAAGCAGAAAAACAAUUUUAUGGAAGAAAUAUUAUUCGUGAAUUAAACAAGGCAUAUGUAGGAUUUUCUUCUGUUGAAAUUCCUGAAAGGAAUUUAUCUGCAAUAGCAACUGGCAAAUGGGGAUGUGGAGCAUUUCGAGGAAAUCCACAACUCAAAGUUUUAAUUCAAUUAAUGGCGGCAGCGGUAAGUCAGCGACCAGUUGUUUGCUAUACAUUUGGUGAUAAUCAAUUACGAGAUUGUAUUUCUGACAUGUACUGGCAUCUUAUCAACCACAAUAUCAGCGUUGCUCGACUAUUUGCUAUACUCCGACAAUACGGACGGCAAUCCGCACCUAAUCAUUUGUAUUUCUAUCAAUUCUUGUAUCACCAUGCACAAAUAAAACCUCUUACGAGUUACUUUAAGGUAUUGCUGCAAAAAUUGACUCAUCCAACAAAUAAUCCACAAAUAAAAUCACCUAAAAAAAGUGAAUCAACGGAAUUAUUAGCAAUCACUGCAAAAAAAUUAUCAAUUCAAAAAAAGAAACCGCCGGACGUGGAAGAAGAGGAAAAAAUACAGAAUUUAUUAGAUGAUGAUGAUAUCGGACACGAUAAACUAGAUAACACAGGUACUAAAAAUAUUAGUAAACAUAUUGAAGUUGAUAGUACAGUAAAAACCCAAACGCCCGAACAGAAAUGGGAUACUUGGAAGAGUAAAUUAAAAUGUCAACAAACUAAACUCGUUGAUGACAAUAGUACACACACGAAAGAAACCAUUGGCAAUAAAAAAUCAUUAUGGGACAUUAUUGCUGAGAAUAAGAAUGAGGAAGAUAGAUUUCGAGUUGAACCAACAAAAAAACGAUUAACUGGUCUUGAAGCUUUGUAUAAAAACGAAUUAUUAACGGAUGAUGACUCAUCUGAUUCAUGUAGUGAACAAGUAGAAAAUGUCACUGAAUCAAAAAAUUUCAAGAAACCUGAAAAUAUAAAACAGGAUCUUCAUUCACCUGUUUCCGAAAAAGUUGAUGAUAUCAAUAAAUCCUCAAGUAAUCUUAAUACUGUCAAUAAUUGUAAAGUAAAAAAAUCUCCAAGUCCUGAAAAAUCAAAUGUUCUGGAGACUGGUCAAAAAAAAAUUCUAGACUACUUUUCACGGAAAAAUUAAUGUAAUAUAUGGAAAUUAAGAUUAAUACAAAUU
This is a messenger RNA of Microplitis mediator, 4071 nucleotides long. RefSeq names its product poly(ADP-ribose) glycohydrolase-like. The transcript has 11 exons. The record is from RefSeq and is a predicted model, not a curated record. Gene Ontology annotation, cellular component: nucleus; cytoplasm. The coding region runs from base 1579 to 4038 and encodes 819 amino acids. Gene Ontology annotation, biological process: carbohydrate metabolic process; nucleotide-sugar metabolic process; ATP generation from poly-ADP-D-ribose. Gene Ontology annotation, molecular function: poly(ADP-ribose) glycohydrolase activity. Lineage: Eukaryota; Metazoa; Arthropoda; Insecta; Hymenoptera; Braconidae.